AGACCAUUCCUCCGAGUCGCGUUCUCAAGUAGCUCGUGUCGUCCGUGGAUCCUCUGAUAAGCUUGUUGCAUUAUUUUGGAAUAGACAAACAACAGACAUGGCCAGCAGAAAGACAAAGAAGAAGCAAGGGGGAAAGCAACGUGCCCAACGCGCCACCUCAAAUGUCUUUUCUAUGUUUGAUCAAUCACAGAUCCAAGAAUUUAAAGAGGCAUUCACCAUGAUUGACGCCAACAGAGAUGGCUUCAUUGACCAAGAAGACUUGAAAGACACAUAUGCCUCACUCGGCAGAGGAUUGAAAGACGAUAAAGCAAAAAAUAUGUUGGCCGAUGCGAGUGGCCCCUUGAAUUUCCAAGUAUUUCUUGCUUUGUUUGGCGACAAGCUGUCGGGUACGGAUCCGGAAGAGACGAUAUUACAGGCGUUCAAAGUGCUUGACCCUGACAAUAAAGGUGUCAUCAACAAAGACUACCUUGCUGACAUGAUGAUGACUUCCGCUGACAGAUUCUCAAGAGACGAGGUUCAACAGAUGUACAACAUAUCACCAAUCGACGCAGCAGGAAUGCUUGACUACAAAUCCCUCUGUUACAUUGUCACACACGGCCAAGAAGAAGAACAACAAGCCUAAUUAAAAUUUGUAACACUGAACUACAUUAUUGCACAUAGAAAACAAUUUGAUAAAAUAAUACCAAGCUUUGAAAAGUUUUUGAUCGCACAGAAGUGCAUCAUUGACAUAGAUUUUGAUAUAGUCAUAUAGUAAGAUAUAGUCAAAUAUAUAAUAAAAUAAUCAUGAACGAUUCUGACAUAUAUAUGAAGUAUAUGUAAAAUUUAUGAAAUUAGUAGGACGAAUCUUGCACUAUUUUAUUUAGUAUCGAUGGCCCUUCAGAAAAAUGAAAUAAGUAAGAGAA
This is a messenger RNA of Styela clava, 902 nucleotides long. Its product is annotated as myosin regulatory light chain, smooth muscle. NCBI's taxonomy places the organism in Eukaryota, Metazoa, Chordata, Ascidiacea, Stolidobranchia, Styelidae. The record is from RefSeq and is a predicted model, not a curated record. Gene Ontology annotation, molecular function: calcium ion binding.